UUCACUCCCACAUCUAAGCAGAGAAAGUCUCGGUAAGUCCCGCUGCCUCUGAAGGGAUGCUGUAGAGGGACAGAUAUCACAAUACAAGGUGUCCCUAAAAGCUUAAAAACAGAUUGUCAAGAUGACAGCCAUUGAGAAUAAAGAGGAGAUCAGUGACACUGACAGUGGGAUUAUCUUGCACUCUGGUCCAGACAGCCCAACGUCCCCGGUGAAAGACCUGAGCACACACACCAGAGCCCUGAAGCUGAAGCACCAGUCUCUGGAGGAGCAUCUGGAGCUGUGCCUGCUGGAGCUCAGAAAGCUCUGCAUCAGGGAGGCAGAGCUGACAGGUAAGCUGCCUUCAGACUAUCCUUUGAUGCCCGAUGAGAAGCCACCCAGAGUCAGAAGGAGAAUUGGGGCUUCCUUCAAACUGGACGAAGGUCUGAUCCAUCUGGAUAAACAGGAUUCAGAGUUGCAAGCGCUGGAAACUGACUUAGCCCUUCAGCAGCAGAUUUAUGAGGCGACUCGCAAACUCUCCCUCGAGGAGCACCUCAGUAAACCACAGAAGAAGAGCCGGCUCCAGCAGUGCAAGAGGGAAGAGAAGAAAGUGAGGGAACUGCAGGAGGCCGUGUUCCAGCACAGGAUCAAGAGUGAGUGCAACUCACCGUGCAUCACCAUCUCAACCAGCCAAAGCAAAGAUCUGGGCAUGUCUGAUGACAGCUCCUUGUCUGAUGUGGUGGCCCUGGAUGAUGAUGUGGACUCGCCCAGUGAUCUCUCUCCGCCGGUGUUGGACACCUCCUACUCAGACCCCCUCCAGCUGUCAGCCCAGACCCUUCAGUUGUCCCAGCAGUCACAAAGCCAGCUCAGCGUGGAGUACCAGCGCUCCCCCAUCCAGAAUUCACCAUGGAAGGAGUCCAGUCUGGAUCAGCCUUACCAGAAGGCCCCUAAACCUCAAUCUGCAUGUAGCAGCAGGUCAAGUAGUCCUGCAGGAACCCAGGCAUCUGGAGAGAGCUGUAGGAUUCCCCUCUCGCAGUUUAUCAAGAACUCAGCCCUGCGUCACAACCACUCCACCAGCGCCCCCUCCACCCCAGAGCUGCACGUACGCCGACAGUACUCCCAGUCCUUCAGACUACCCAAAGGUAAGCCAUCUGUUGACAAGGAGCGCCUCAGCUCGGAGAACAAUCGAGGGCGAGCAAGACUGCCGCAGCGGCGUUGUGCAGCCGACUUCAUGGUGCGUUCUCCAGAAUACUCCCCCCUUCGCCCUUACCAGUCCAGCUCUGAGGACAGCAGCUCGGAGCAUUCCUCCUCCUCCUCCUCCUCCUUUAAUAGCUCUCCUGGCCAGGACAGACCAACUGAGAUCCCAAAGCUCUGCCCGCCACCUUAUGGAUUCCACAUUGGAGCACAAAAAAAGGGGCUCUCCAGCCUGACCGGCAAGAACACCGGCCAGUCUCAGUCCAGCCUCAGCUACGCCAGGGCCAUGGCAGAAGAUGGUCCCCUCUCCCCUCAAGACCUGGACAUGGCCUGCAGCCCCCAGCAAAGACAGUGGCAAGAGGGAGCUUCGCCAGCCAGGAGAAUCCUAAAGCCUCCUCCUCCUUACACCAGGCUGGUGCGAACGCCCUCGCUGAAGGAGUACCCAAACCAUGCCAUCAGGCUGAUGCCCAGGGAGAUUGUGUCAGAGGAGCUGAAGUCCUGGCAUCAGAGGAAUCAGCUGCAGAAGUUAAGGCCAAGCUGUGUGGACCAGCAGAGCUCCCUGAGUGCCAAGAGCCCCACUUCACCUCAUCUGCCCUUAUUUCAACAGGGUUCAGGUAAUGUGAUCCUCCAGAGAGCUGCAGACGGAACUCCAAUCCAGUGGUUCAUCGCAGAGGAUGCUGAAAUCGUUAGCCAGGUGUAGCUGAGACGUCUACUGCUCUGCAGUUGUUCAGUAGGAUGUGUGUUUUUCUUAUCUAUUUAUCUCUGUAUUUAUUAAGGCUUUGGACUCUCUGUGAGAUUAUAUGUUGACAUGAUGCAGAAAACGUGGACCUGUCGGUACCCUAAUGUGCACACUUCCUCCUCAUCUUUUAAUUUAAAACUUAACGUAAGGUGAUAUGCCAGUUUUAUUUAUUCUGAAUUGUUUUCUAAAUGUUGAUGUUUCUAAAAAAUUUCAGAGGUGAAUACGAUUUUAUAAAUGUUACAAGUGGAUCAUCAAGACUUAAAACGAACUUGCUGUGGUUUCGGGAAUUUCUUUGUGGCUGGCACACAUUUUGCACAUAAAAUUCACCUACAGUAGUUUUCAACUUUGCCCAUUCUUAAUAUAAUUUUCAAUAUUAUCCAAUAUUUAUCUGUUACUGAAAGUUCCUCCCUUGCAACAUAGACAGAUAAAAAAAUGAUACACCUGUGAAAAUGCAUUGCUCUUUUUAAUAUAUAUUGUUAAAACUUAACAUCUGUCUGAUGUGAAGUGAGCUCCAUCUUCACAUUCACUAGUAACUCUUAAUAAUUAAUCACUGAUGCCUCUAACGGUGGUUUGAUGAAUGUUUUCACUGCAGUAUGGUGCUUUGUUACUAACCAAGUGAUUGUAUCAGUUUUGAUAUUUUUUUGUAUAUUUAU
Scatophagus argus is the source of this 2562-nucleotide messenger RNA. It is a transcript of the gene inavaa, whose product is annotated as innate immunity activator a. The transcript has 10 exons. The record is from RefSeq and is a predicted model, not a curated record. Bases 122 to 1870 code for a protein of 582 amino acids. Lineage: Eukaryota; Metazoa; Chordata; Actinopteri; Scatophagidae. Gene Ontology annotation, biological process: positive regulation of protein ubiquitination; adherens junction maintenance.